UGGCAACCGUUCUGACACUGAACAGAAGAGGAAGAUCCUCUAGCCUUUGAGAAGCUAGUACCAAAAGGAAAAUCACUGCACCUUGGUCAAGAAACCCCAUCAGAUAGAUUGUGGAUGCAAGUCCACCUGCAUAUGUGAGACUGCUGCCCCGUUCUUCCACACACUUCUAACCACUGCACAUGACUCCACUCCUGUUACGGGUGGAAGAACAAGAGGAAUGCAGACUCCUACCAACCAGGGAUAGAAUCCAAACCAUGAACAAACCCCAGGUGUCCUGUGAAUCAUUCUCUUUCAGGCUUGUGCCCUCCCAAUGGAUCCAGACAAUGCUACCAGCUAUGUGACUGAGUUCAUCCUGCUGGGCUUCUCAUCCCUGGACCACACCAGUCGCAUCCUCCUCUGUACUAUCCUGUCUUCUGUCUACACCCUGACACUAGCAGGCAACUUAUGCAUCAUGUGGGCUGUUGUCAGGAGCUCCCGCCUCCAACGCUUGCCCAUGUAUGUCCUGCUAGGGAACUUCUCCUGCCUGGAGAUCUGCUAUGUCACAUCCACAGUGCCACGGAUGAUCUCAGACCUGCCAACCCCGCAGGGCGAUGCAAUCUCCUUUCAUGCCUGCUUCUUCCAGUUCUACUUCUUCUUCUCUAUGGGGGCUGCUGAAUGCUUCUCCCUCUCAGCCAUGGCUUUGGAUAGGUACCUGGCCAUCUGCCACCCCCUGCGCUAUCCCAGCCUCAUGUCCCAGAGGGCCUGCUUGCUCCUGGUGGCUUUCUGCUGGGUCGGUGGCUUCUUCUGGUUUGCCACCCCCAUUAUCUUCAUCUCCCAGCUCCCCUUCUGUGGCCCUAAUAUCCUGGAUCACUAUGUCUGUGACCCUGCUCCAUUGCUGGCUGUCUCCUGUGUCCCUGCUCCCCAGAUUGAACGUGCCUUCUUUGCUGUGACUUCCACUAUCAUCUUCUCAACUGUCCUUUUUAUCUUGACCUCGUACGUGAUGGUCCUCAGGGCAAUAAUGAAACUGCCACGGGGGUCUGGAAGACGCAAGGCCUUCUCCACUUGCACCUCCCACCUAACAGUGGUGGGUCUUUUCUACGGCUCCAUCAUGGUCACCUAUGUCAACCCAGCAGCUUCUGGGGACAGCGGGAAGGAGGUGUCCCUUCUAUAUGUGUUGGUUACUCCACUGUUCAACCCAUUGAUCUACAGCCUGAGAAAUAAGGAGAUGAAAGAGGCUCUGAGGCGCACAUUGCUAGGGGACCGGUAACAGGUGUGAAUCUGGUUUCAGGGCAGGGGGACUGGCUGGCUCAGGAG
Messenger RNA from Alligator mississippiensis (American alligator), 1293 nucleotides. Its product is annotated as olfactory receptor 11H6-like. The transcript has a single exon. Gene Ontology annotation, biological process: G protein-coupled receptor signaling pathway. Gene Ontology annotation, cellular component: membrane. Bases 311 to 1246 code for a protein of 311 amino acids. NCBI's taxonomy places the organism in Eukaryota, Metazoa, Chordata, Crocodylia, Alligatoridae. The record is from RefSeq and is a predicted model, not a curated record. Gene Ontology annotation, molecular function: G protein-coupled receptor activity; olfactory receptor activity.